UCGGCAUGAAAAGGCAAAGUCAAAGACCGAAUAACGUCGCAGCAGCACGCGUGUAAUCAUGUUGUUUCAAAUUUAAACUGAUGGAUGCUUUCUUGUUAACAAAAAUUUUUCCCCUUUUCUUGAUCGACACAGCGAUCUUGUCUUUCUCAUCUGAAAAGUGUAGGAUUAGACACUUCCUUUCCGUGUUUCCAUCAGAGUGUGUUUCGUGAGAUUCAGUCACAUUUUCGAGGAACGCAAUAUAUAUGCCCUUGUUAUCGCCACUGACACACUGACUAAACUUGUCAUCACCUGGCUGGGGUAUUAUCACGAUUCAUGAUAUUCCUGGUUGCGUCGGCCUCAAUAAUUUGACUGUUGUACGCAAAUAACGGAACGGCACAUGCGUAAACGCGUGCAGGUGAGAGAGCCAGCACGGGCCGAUAGGGAAGCGAGCGAAUGGGCUGGCUGCAUGGCUCCGAGCAGAUAAUCCCACCACCGUUAAUAAGAACGUCAACAAGCAAUGACGUAGUUCCGUGGGCCUGUUUUAGACAUGUUCCCCCGUUAAUUAUUCAUCUGCGUUUUAUAUUUUGAGCCGUAUAUUGGAUUUUUCUUCACGGGAUUUUCGCCCCCCUUAUUGUGUCGAUGCGGUCGACGACGACGGUGUGCAGCAGUCAGUGCUCGGUGAUCAUCUGGCAUUCUUAUUGGAAUUUGGUCUGUUUUUCUGCUUUUCACCUGGGACUGGGCGUCGUGCCGUUCUGAGCGCAUGUUAUGAAGUUGACUAUGCCGUUGGAUUCUUUGAGCCCCAAAGCUCCCAUGUCGCCUAACGCCAUCGUCCUUCCGCUCAAUGGCCGAUCGGGAUCGGUUGUGGAUACGGAUCGGAAUAAGUGGCUGCAGUCUUGGCAUGCACCAUUAAGAGAAUUAUUAUCCAAUUAUCCGGUUAACAAAGAUGGGAUAUGUCGAGCGACGCCGGAAGCUUUGAUGUUUAUUAGUGAUCGUUUGGACUUUUUAUUACAAUUGUUAUCAGCCGGUCAGCCUAGUAAAGUGGCCGAUUUGGAGCACCGUGCCGAAAAAAUCUUUCCCGAUCUGAAGGAGGGUAUUGAUAGCAGUGUGCUGAAGAAAGAUAAGAAAGCGAGGAAAACAUGGAAGGGAUUUCCCGGUGAGGACGUCAGAGUUGCCGUCCAGAAGCGAUAUUUUCCCGAUGACAAAGAAUUCCUCCUAACUAGUUUUGCCUGUGCGGUAUUAGAAACGAUCGCACAAGAGACGUUUCGGCGUGUUGUUCACUACCUGGUCAAGCUUGGCCGAGCGGAAGUUCGAACGGAGGAUAUCAAAGUCACCACCGCAAUUAGCCAGAGUCUGACCCAGCUGUUCGGCCUGCAAGACGAGGAGAUGUCGUCGUUGCUGACGUCGGACGAGCGUCCGGUAAUCAAAACCGACCUAACGUACGACGACAUCGUCAAGGAUCUGAUCCAGGACGAGCGGGCCUACGCGCGUGAACUGCGGAUGAUCAUCAAGGUGUUCCAGGAUGUUUUCGCCCGCUACAACCUGGAAUGCGAGGAGACGGGCCGUGAGCGGGAUCGCAUUACCGAUGAAGAGCUGAAGGCCAUCUUCCUCAAAGUGGAUGAGGCGCUGGAGACGUCGCUCAAUUUUCUCAGUCUGCUGGAGGAUACGGUGGAGAUGGACGGGCAGAGUGGGACGUUCAAUGUGUGGGGGGCCUUUGAGGAGAUGGCGGAAGCCGGGGAGUUUGGCGGCAUGGAGGAUUAUGCUAAGCGGCUGCUGGAUGCGCCGCAUCAGUGGGGCGGCGCCGAGUCCUCCAGUCAGCUGACGUGUGAUGGGGCUAUCAAGGAAGUCCUGGCCAGGAAGCCGACGAUGGAAUAUUUUUUUAAAGUUAUUGGCGGAUGGUUCGUUGACGCAGUACGAUAUGUCCUCCCGCGGCUACUGGUUAGCCCCGUUGCGCGGAUUUCACAAUACUAUGACUGCUGCGAGGCUCUACGGACAAAGCAGAAUGAUGAAGAGGCCAACGGCGGUGACGCGGAACCGAUUGUGGACGCAUUGGGAAUACUCGAACCCAUCAGUGAUAACACCAAGAGAUUACUUUUAUUACCGCACAAUACUUUGAAAGCUCGCUGGGUGACGCAGUAUUUGGCGCGAAGUCGUUCGAAUCGUCAGUCGAUGCUGGAGAGGGUGCAGGAUGUUUUCAAGUCGGUUGAAGGCUUGGACAUGAAGGACUGCACGCAGUUGCGCAUGGAGCUGAUUUAUGAAGGUGAUGUAUGGAAAUGGAGAAACGGGGGUCGGACGGACCGGCGAAUGUAUCUCUUUGAUAGCUGUGCCGUUCUAUGCAAACCGAAACCCCAGAAAAAGCCAGGGCUGGCCCUGCCGGAUUAUAAUCUCAAGGAGCGAAUCCCCAUCAGUCGACUGCAAGUGAUCCCGCUGGAGGAUAGCGGUGAUAUGCGGUUUGCUAUCGAAUUGAGAUCUGGUGAUCAUCGGGAACCGGAAGUCAUUCUCUGCAUGAAGACGUGCGAAGAGCGGGAAAUGUGGCUCAGCUGCUUUUAUGGGCUACUGCUGAAGAGUCCACUGGAAAAGAAACUGGAAAAGGCUCUAGAGGAUGAAGACAAAGAGCAUCCGCUGCGGUUGCCUUUACCAGAGUUUUAUCCGUUUUCCGAGCCAGACGGACCGGACAAUAUCGUUUUCGAGGAAUCCUCCCCGGUGGACGGAAUUCCCUGUAUAAAGGGUGCCACGCUGCAUAAGCUGAUCGAGCGUUUGACCUACCAUUUAUAUUUCGAUCAUAAUUUCGUCCGAACCUUUCUCAUAACGUUUCGCUCAUUUACGGAGCCGGCGCGUCUCCUGGAUUUGCUCAUUGAACGCUUUAAUAUUCCCCAGCCGGCUGAUGAUAAUGCCGCGCCGCUGACAGGUUUCAGUUCCAUCCUAUCGAAGAAACGCUUUCAGAAGGAAUACUGUCAACCUGUCCAGUUCAGGGUUUUGAACGUAAUGCGACAGUGGGUGGACAAUCAUUUCUUGGAUUUUGAGAAUGAUCCACGAAUAUUGAAACGUCUGCGAGAGUUUCUAAAGAACGACUGCCAGAAUUUUCAACGUCACCAAACUGGAAGAAAAAAGAUCAUCGAUUCCAUCGACAAAAUUCUGAAGCGGAGGGAAUGCAAAAAAGAUUCGCCUCGGGAAUACGUCUUUCCAACUGCCCCUCCGGACAUUGAACACCACUUGGAUACCGAUGAAUACGGGAUUAAUUUAAUGACGUUGCAUCCAACGGAAGUUGCGCGACAGCUGACGCUAAUGGAAUUCGAAAUCUAUCGAUCCAUCAAACCAUCGGAAUUGGUACAGUGGAACAGUCGCAAAAAUAAGGAUGGUUCAUCGCCCAACUUGGAGAAACUAAUUCAGCUGUCCACUCGGAUUACCUUGUACUUCGUGAAAUACAUUUUGAUGACGGAAAAUCUUGAAGAGCGUGUGGCCGUUAUGGCCAGGAUUAUUGAAAUUAUGCAGGAAUGUUUGAAUCUCAACAAUUUCAGUAGCGUGGUGGAAAUUUUGUCUGCAUUUAGCAAUUCGUCCAUACAUCGAUUGAACUGCACCAAAAGCAAGCUGAGCCCGAAAUACAAUAAAAUACUGGAAGGAGCUGAUAAAUUGAGUGUAUCAGAGAAUCACGGAAAGGCAUUUUUCGAACGCUUGCGCUCCAUUGAUCCUCCGUGUAUUCCUUUCAUGGGCAUCUAUCUGACGCAGUUACUGCAUGCUGAAGAAGGCAAUACUAAUUUCAUUGCUUCCCGCGACCAGACUGUGUUUCAUGAACAGCUGAUUAACUUCAAUAAGCGUCGGAAGAUCGCGGACAUUGUGGCUGGCAAUCUGCAGUAUCAAAAUCAGCCGUAUUGCCGACGCCUGGAGCCUCACAUUAUGGAAUAUUUGGAAAAAUUGGAUCCGUACGAGGACGUUGGUCAGAUCAGCGAGAAAGAACUAGUUGAUUUUCUCUACAACCAGUCGCAGAAAAUCGAGCCCCGUAACUGUGAAACGCCUCCCUUUUUCCCCAAGCGCUUUAAUUUCCCCCUGGCACCUCCAAAACGCCGUCCCGGCAACUUGCCGACUCAAAAAGGCAUGAGCCAGGCGACGUCCACCAUGAGCAUCCAGUCGUUCGCCACGUCGCCGAUGGGACUGCGGACCGUGGAGGACAAAAGUGAGACGCCGUCCGCUGCCUCCUCACCCGCCACGCCGACCACGCCGCACAGCUUCGACAUGGCCAACGGCAGUGGUUUGAACUGCAAUACAUUGACGCGGCCACCAGGUGGAGACCAAGAAGCCCCUCCGGUCCCGCCGCGGACGAUCAAAUCCCAAAUGUCUCAGGUGCCGGUGACUGCCUCCAGCACCGACAGCCGCUCACCCAGAUCUCAGCCGACACCCUUCUCGCACUUGCACUCCUUCCUGGCCGGCAACACCAGCCCGCGCUACGUCCCGCAGCACUUCACCUUCGACACGCCGCCCCAGCUGCCGCCCAAAACCGCUCCUCCCUACGGCUCCAUGCCGCAGAUCACCACGGACGGACCGUUCGAUGAGCCGCCGCUGGAGGAGGCCCCGCCGUUGCCGCCGCGGGCCCACCACCAUCCGGACACGUCGCCGCCGGGUCCACCGCCGCCGCUGCCGGAGAAGACGCGCCGGUCGCUGAAUCCUCCCUUCAAUCAGCAGCGGAAGCACAGUCAAUAAGAGCUUGUGUAUGUGUACUUUUGUUUCUCUUUUUGUUGGUUGUUUUUUGUGAUCUUUUGGCCGUAUUUGUCCCCGGACCCCCCAAUAGCGAACCCGUGGUCUUUCCAACCCGACCUCUCCCGCCCUCCUUGGGAUUAGGUGUGUGUUGUAUGUGCGCAUGCGGGUGCAGAUUUUGUUGGUAGGUUUUUGACGUUUUAGAUUUUACACAGAAUACUUAUCUCCCGGGCAUUCUUCAUUAUACAUCUACGGUGAUUUAACUAGAAUUUUUUGUAAUUUUAAUUUAACGGUUUUUUUUAAAAACGCAUCCUGCAUGUACAUUUUUUGUUAAUUGCUUUGAAGUUUUUUCUCUCGUGUUUUGGGAUUGCUGGAGAAUUUGUUCGCUGGUGAUUUGGUCUAAAUUUGGCUGUAAUCGUAACUGUUCGGUGGAACACAGCGAUGGUCGAUUCUGAAUGAAGA
This is a messenger RNA of Paramacrobiotus metropolitanus, 5127 nucleotides long. RefSeq names its product son of sevenless homolog 1-like. Lineage: Eukaryota; Metazoa; Tardigrada; Eutardigrada; Parachela; Macrobiotidae. Gene Ontology annotation, biological process: positive regulation of GTPase activity; Ras protein signal transduction. The transcript has 16 exons. Gene Ontology annotation, molecular function: guanyl-nucleotide exchange factor activity. Bases 745 to 4671 code for a protein of 1308 amino acids. The record is from RefSeq and is a predicted model, not a curated record. Gene Ontology annotation, cellular component: plasma membrane.